CUCAAGGCCUGCACGACUUGCAAAUCCGUCCACUAUUGCUCUAGAGAGUGCACAAAAGCACACUACAAGGUUCACAAGAAGGAGUGUGCAAAAUUGGCUCAGGAGUACUCGAAGACUGCGGUAUUCAAGCCUGCGGUGAGGAGCUCAGCGCCCAAGGAGGGUCAUAAGGGUGGUUUGCAGAAGUGGCAGUUUGACACUUAG
Molecule: messenger RNA, 201 nt
Organism: Aureobasidium pullulans EXF-150
Lineage: Eukaryota; Fungi; Ascomycota; Dothideomycetes; Dothideales; Saccotheciaceae
Exons: 1
Source: RefSeq, a predicted model, not a curated record